This is a messenger RNA of Arabidopsis thaliana (thale cress), 2703 nucleotides long. Its product is annotated as Tetratricopeptide repeat (TPR)-like superfamily protein. Gene Ontology annotation, molecular function: zinc ion binding; RNA binding. Gene Ontology annotation, biological process: RNA modification. The record is from RefSeq and is marked reviewed. NCBI's taxonomy places the organism in Eukaryota, Viridiplantae, Streptophyta, Magnoliopsida, Brassicales, Brassicaceae. Bases 66 to 2063 code for a protein of 665 amino acids. The transcript is spliced from 2 exons.
CAAAUAUAUAAGAGUCUUUUGCACCGCGAGAUCUGAUGACUGAUGAGCGUUUUGACUGAGGUACGAUGAAAUCGCUUUCUGUUAUUUUUAAACCGAAAUCUUCUCCCGCUAAAAUCUAUUUUCCGGCCGAUCGUCAAGCCUCACCGGACGAGUCUCACUUCAUAUCUCUGAUUCACGCCUGUAAAGACACCGCAAGUCUCCGCCAUGUUCACGCCCAGAUCCUCCGUCGCGGCGUCCUCAGUAGCCGCGUCGCUGCUCAGCUCGUAUCUUGCUCUUCGCUUCUCAAGUCCCCGGAUUAUAGCCUCUCGAUUUUCAGAAAUUCUGAAGAGAGGAAUCCUUUUGUUUUAAAUGCUUUGAUCCGUGGUUUGACGGAGAAUGCUCGUUUCGAGUCUUCGGUUCGUCAUUUCAUUCUCAUGUUAAGGCUUGGUGUGAAACCCGAUCGGCUAACUUUUCCGUUUGUACUCAAGUCUAAUUCUAAAUUAGGUUUUAGAUGGUUGGGUAGGGCUCUUCAUGCCGCGACUUUGAAGAAUUUCGUUGACUGUGACUCCUUCGUCAGGUUAUCAUUGGUUGAUAUGUACGCCAAAACCGGACAAUUAAAACAUGCCUUCCAAGUGUUCGAAGAAAGUCCUGAUAGAAUCAAAAAGGAGAGUAUUUUGAUAUGGAAUGUUUUGAUUAAUGGGUAUUGUCGAGCCAAGGAUAUGCAUAUGGCUACAACACUUUUUCGAUCCAUGCCUGAGAGAAAUUCAGGAUCUUGGAGUACUUUGAUCAAGGGUUAUGUUGAUAGCGGCGAGUUGAACAGAGCAAAGCAGCUUUUUGAAUUAAUGCCAGAGAAAAAUGUGGUGUCUUGGACAACAUUAAUUAAUGGGUUUUCUCAAACUGGCGACUAUGAAACUGCGAUUUCUACCUAUUUCGAGAUGCUAGAGAAGGGCUUAAAGCCUAAUGAAUACACAAUUGCUGCUGUGCUCUCUGCAUGUUCAAAAUCUGGUGCUCUUGGAUCAGGAAUAAGAAUUCAUGGUUAUAUUUUGGACAAUGGGAUUAAGUUGGAUAGAGCCAUAGGGACAGCUCUCGUAGACAUGUAUGCAAAAUGUGGGGAACUUGACUGUGCGGCUACUGUGUUCAGUAAUAUGAACCAUAAGGAUAUUCUUUCUUGGACUGCUAUGAUACAAGGUUGGGCGGUUCAUGGACGCUUUCAUCAGGCUAUCCAAUGUUUUAGACAAAUGAUGUAUUCCGGAGAGAAGCCAGAUGAGGUUGUGUUUCUCGCGGUUCUAACUGCAUGCUUGAACUCAAGCGAAGUUGACCUGGGACUUAAUUUCUUUGAUAGCAUGAGGCUUGACUAUGCAAUUGAACCCACGCUGAAACAUUAUGUGUUAGUCGUUGAUCUGCUAGGUAGAGCAGGGAAGUUGAACGAAGCACAUGAGCUUGUAGAAAAUAUGCCGAUAAAUCCUGAUCUUACAACAUGGGCUGCACUCUAUCGUGCUUGCAAAGCGCACAAGGGUUAUAGAAGGGCUGAAAGUGUGUCACAAAAUCUUUUGGAGCUUGAUCCAGAGCUUUGUGGUAGUUACAUUUUCUUAGACAAAACACAUGCGUCUAAAGGGAACAUUCAAGAUGUAGAGAAAAGAAGAUUAUCAUUGCAGAAGAGAAUCAAAGAAAGAUCAUUGGGAUGGAGUUAUAUCGAAUUGGACGGUCAACUGAACAAAUUUUCAGCUGGUGAUUAUUCUCAUAAGCUAACACAGGAGAUUGGUUUGAAGCUUGAUGAGAUCAUAUCGCUUGCCAUUCAGAAAGGAUACAAUCCAGGAGCUGAUUGGUCAAUUCAUGACAUUGAAGAAGAAGAGAAGGAAAAUGUUACGGGAAUCCAUAGUGAGAAACUGGCUCUUACACUUGGGUUUCUAAGAACUGCUCCUGGGACCACGAUAAGGAUCAUUAAGAACCUUAGAAUCUGCGGAGAUUGUCAUUCUUUAAUGAAAUAUGUUAGUAAGAUCAGCCAAAGAGAUAUUCUACUGAGAGAUGCAAGACAGUUUCAUCAUUUCAAAGAUGGAAGAUGUUCAUGUGGUGAUUAUUGGUGAUAUAGUUGAUCCCUUCAGGUUAGUCAACAACAAUGACUCAAACCAAAAAGGAAAAAUGCGAUGUUCUGUAACAUCCCAGCCUGAGCUGCUUGAAGUUUUUGUUUAUUCAUGGCGCUUUCCGGUACAAAUCUUGUCAUGUUCUUGUACACAAGAGUAGGGAUUAGGACAAGCUCAUGAUUUCUGAGACCAGGCCACACACCACAGCUAUAUCAGGCCGAAGUGAUUCGGGUUACCCCACAGGCCUAGAAGUGAAAGAGAAGGGGCUCAAGUGGGUUACUUGUGUUUUUGAGAUGGAAAAUUCCAAUUCUUUUUUAUAGAAAAUAUGAGAAGUUUCGUUUCAUAAGCUAAGAUUUUCGUAAGAUAAGAUUAUGAUUAAGCAAGGAGAUGUUAGUAUCUGUAGGUGUCAUGUGUAUUAUUGAAGACAACAACGAAACACAUGGCAAUUGUUUGCGAAGCACAGGUAUCACAUGAGAACAAAUACCAGUCGCCAAGGUAAAUUGGGUCCAUCACUGUUGCUGAUUAAUCAAUCUUGUGUUUGUAUAUCACUUUAUAUAUAUGGUAAUACGAUAAAAUAAAUCAUAGUUAUUGUUGCUUUCUGUUAUACGAUUUUAACUCAAAUUAUUUUGUUGAUAUCCAAAAA